AUGGUUGUAAUCUUUCCAUCUCUCUCACUGAGCUGUAAGGGACAGAGUGACUCUACUGGAUGGAGAGUGAGAGGAUACACACACAGUGGGAAUGUCUCAGAUUGUUUAUCACCCUGGGGAUCAGUUACAGGAUCUACAUGCACCAUCAGAUACCUCUACACAUCCCACACUGGAGUGUACUGGUGUCAGUCUGAAUCUGGAGGGAGCAGCAAUCCUGUUAACAUCACAGUGCACAAUGGUGGUGUGAUUCUGGAAAGUUCUGUCCAUCCUGUGACUGAGGGAGAUCCUCUGACUCUACACUGUUUCCUUCACCCCACUAUCACAUCACACCUCAGAGCUGAUUUAUAUAAAGAUGGAUCACUCAUCCAGACACAGACUGCAGGAGAAAUCACCAUCCGUACUGUCUCAAAGUCAGAUGAGGGUGUCUACUACUGUAAACACCCAGAGAGAGGAGAGUCACCACACAGCUGGGUCUCAGUCAGAGCUCUGUCCCAUUCAGAAGCUCCAUUCUCCAUCCUCAGUCUGCUCAGUAGUCUACUGGCAGUCUCUCCAUAUCUGCUAGUGUCCAUCGUGCUGGGGGUCAAAUGCUACAGAGCUCACGCUCUGACUAAAAAUGCAGUCUCAGAGGAGUGAGAGUCUAAAGGAAAAUACUGAAGAUGGAAGGACAUUGUUCUGUUUGCUUGAAGUCAUUUCACAUGUGAGAUUGAAUGUUUGAACUCUGGUAACUUACUGCCAGCUGACCACCAGUUUAUAUGAAGCAUCGUGCAGUAGUGUUUUCACUUUUAAGCACAUGUUACUAUUGUGUG
Electrophorus electricus (electric eel) is the source of this 806-nucleotide messenger RNA. Lineage: Eukaryota; Metazoa; Chordata; Actinopteri; Gymnotiformes; Gymnotidae. The record is from RefSeq and is a predicted model, not a curated record.